Messenger RNA from Pistacia vera, 1872 nucleotides. RefSeq names its product sulfite exporter TauE/SafE family protein 3-like. The coding region runs from base 169 to 1605 and encodes 478 amino acids. The transcript has 12 exons. Gene Ontology annotation, biological process: protein ubiquitination. Lineage: Eukaryota; Viridiplantae; Streptophyta; Magnoliopsida; Sapindales; Anacardiaceae. Gene Ontology annotation, cellular component: membrane; Cul4A-RING E3 ubiquitin ligase complex. The record is from RefSeq and is a predicted model, not a curated record.
UACUAAAGAAGUGCACUUCUCAUUUCUGCAUAUUUUCUCCACUUUUGUGCAACUGUGGUCGUAACUCUGAGGGCAUAUAAAUUAAAAAUCUAGAAAUAAAUCUCAUAGUGAGACUCGUCCCUCGUUGUACGUUCACUCACUCUUGCUUAAAAGUUGGAAGCUAUCUACAUGGCUCAAACUCGGAUGAAUCGCAGAGCUUUAGCAGCAGCAGCUGCUGCAGGGAUGGUGUUUCUGGGUUUAGUGAUGACGGAACAAAUGGUGGGUGCAGAGAGAUUACUGAAGGAUAAAGAUCCGGAUCAAGUUUUUGCUGAUCAGAGAGAAAUGAGACCAGCACUUUUACUUAGAGUAGUACAUUUCUUUUGGCAGGGUGGCAAGUCCUCUUAUGAACCUGUUUGGCCGGAGAUGAAGUUUGGGUGGAAAAUUGUCGUAGGAUCAAUAGUUGGAUUCUUUGGUGCGGCAUUGGGUAGCGUUGGAGGAGUUGGAGGUGGCGGAAUUUUUGUUCCUAUGCUCACAUUGAUCAUUGGUUUUGACCCCAAGUCUGCCACCGCCAUCUCUAAAUGCAUGAUCAUGGGAGCAGCUGGAUCAACAGUUUACUACAACCUGAGACUGAGGCACCCAACUCUGGAGAUGCCUCUCAUUGAUUAUGACCUGGCACUGCUAUUUCAGCCUAUGCUAAUGUUAGGAAUCAGCAUUGGAGUUGCCUUCAAUGUCAUGUUUGCAGAUUGGAUGGUCACUGUUCUACUCAUCAUCCUCUUCUUGGGUACAUCAACAAAAGCGUUGAUGAAAGGCAUAGAAACAUGGAAAAGAGAGACAUUAAUGAAGCAGGAAGCAGCCAAGGCGUUGGAAUCUGAGUCCAAACCCGUUGAUGGUCAAGAACAAGAUUACAAACGACUACCGAGUGGUCCGGCUGACUUACACGAUGAAGAGGUUUCCCUGAUCCAAAACAUUUACUGGAAGGAGUUAUCAUUGCUUGUGUAUGUGUGGAUAGGUUUUCUUGUUGUUCAAAUCGCUAAGGAAUACGUUGAAACCUGCUCCAUUGCAUACUGGAUUCUGAACUCCUUGCAGGUACCUAUUGCUGCCUCUGUUACACUCUUCGAAGCUAUAUACUUGUACAAAGGAAAGAGGGUGAUUGCAUCAAAGGGAAAAGAAAGUACAAAUUGGAAGAUACAUCAGGUUUUGUUUUACUGUUCCUGUGGGAUAGUAGCUGGUAUGGUGGGUGGAUUACUUGGGCUAGGAGGAGGUUUUAUCUUGGGACCACUUUUUCUUGAAUUGGGAAUUCCCCCUCAGGUAGCAAGUGCCACAUCAACAUUUGCAAUGGCAUUUUCAUCCUCAAUGUCAGUUGUGCAAUAUUAUCUUCUCAACCGUUUCCCUGUCCCGUAUGCUGCUUAUUUUGUUUUGGUUGCGACAAUAGCUGCCUUCACUGGUCAGCAUGUAGUGAGAAAGUUAAUUGCAUUCCUUGGCAGGACGUCAAUAAUCAUUUUUAUACUAGCUUUGACAAUCUUUGUGAGUGCCAUCAGUUUAGGUGGAGUGGGCAUCGAAAACAUGGUUGAGAAGUUGGAGAAUAGAGAAUACAUGGGAUUCGAAAAUCUGUGUCACCAAUCCUGAAUUCUAUUGGUAUAGUAGUGUGAGCAGACUACCCUCAACUGCAUUCAGUUUCAUUGUAACCUAUUUUGUCCAUUUACAAAUGUUAGUAGACAUUCUGCUAAAACUUCUCCAGCAAAGUUUCAUUAUGUUUAUUUCUUCUUUCUCCCAGCACAGUAUUUGUAAUGGAUUCUCAAAAGAAAUUUGUGUCAAAGGCCUCUUAUCAAAAAGGUCAUUGUAAGAAAAUCUUUGGGAAAUUAAUGUAAGAAGUCUGAGACUUUAAAUUUUUCA